AGAUAAUUCAUCCUAACACUACUGUCUCCUAUUUUAAUUCCUCUCCUCUACGCUUUCACAUAACACAGCGCAACGCAACCCCUUCCAUCCCAAUUAACUCUCUUUUUUCAAUCGACUGAAGAAACUUCACAUAUUGGGUUUCGAUUAUUGAGGGGAAAAUUCUGGUCUUGACUCUCGAUUGGUUAUUCGGUACCCCAUAAACUACUUUUUCCUCUUUAUGUCAGUUUUGGUGGUUGGGAUUUGUUAAAAUUUGUGUUUUUAAGGUUUCUGCUUUGUGGGGUUUCUGUUCGGAGAAGUCUAGGUUUUGGUCGGGGUUUAUCGGGGGGUGUUUUUUUUUUUGGUAUUGAUGGCUAGCGCGGUUGUUGAAGAAAACAACAAUGUUGAGUACGAUAGUGACCCGGAAGAGGCAAAGAGACCGUUAACAAUGCGGAGGCGUGAAGCCAGCGAUGACGAAGAAGAAGCCGAAGCCGAAGGAGAAGAAGAAGUCACUCAUAAGAGGCAAGAUCAUAAGGUAGAGGUUCCCUCUGAUGAUGUAGAUGACGAAGGAGGUGUUGAAGACUAUGAUGAUGAUGAUGUUGUUGUUGAAGAAGAAGAAGAGGAGGAGGAAGUGGAAGUUGAAGAAGAGGUGUACGAGAAAAAGGGUGGUGCAAGUGGUGGGGUUGAGGUUGAUGUUGAAGGUUCAGUGGAUGUGGUUAAGGAACCUGGUGAUGAUGAUGUCAGACCCCCUUUAGAAGAUUCUGUUGAGGACCAUUCGGAGGAGAAAAAGGAGAACGAACCAUUUGCGGUGCCCACAGCUGGAGCUUUUUACAUGCACGAUGACCGUUUUAGGGAUAAUGCUGUUGCCUGCCAAAGGCAGAUACAUGGGGGAAGGAGUCUGUGGGAGGCCAAAGACAACAGGAAAUGGGGACAUGAUAAAUAUGAGGAAAUUACUUUGCACGAAAAGCAUUAUGAAGAGAGGAGGCCUUCUAAGGGUAAUUAUCGCAGCCGAGGUAAAAGUCGAGGCACUUAUCACGGAGGACAUGUUCGAGGAAACAGGACAGGAUAUAAUGACAGUAGCAAUCAAAAUCAGGUGCCUAAGAGGGUUGUGAGAGGGAGAGGCCCCCAAAAGUAUGAACGUACCAAUAAAAGCAAUGCGGCAUCUUCCCAAGUGCAAAAUAAACAUUCGGGGAGGACUUCCACACAUGCUGCCAAGGCAGAAUCUGGCCCUGUGCCUGCUAAAAAUCAAGCGGUUGCUUCAAAUUUGAACUCAGCAUCCCUGCCAUUUUACCCUUCAGGCUCUUCAAACAAAGAUAAUAAUUUGGCACAAAGAAGGGAGGUGCAAACAGGUGGCAGUAGCAGGAACAUUAGUCCUGUUGUUGUGGAUGAGGGUUUUCCAGUUCAACAAAACAAUGCACAGCUUCGGGGAAAGAAUGUUGUUGAUUCCAUUAGCAUGGCAAAGUUGUAUAUUGAUGAAUCCAUCCCUCCUCCAUCUGUUGGAAAGCCUGGAUAUUCUGCAGUCAGUGCUUCUCAAUCUCCUCAUCUCAGGGCUUCUGGGACUGGGAGGGGUGUAUCAAUCCCAGUACAGACAAAUUAUCAGCGUGCUCACUCACUGAAUAAAGUUUCUCCAUCUCAAUUCCAGGCUAUUCAGACAAGUUCUGCACCAGGGUGGAAUUCAACUUCUGUGCAAGCUACUGCCCCACAGUUGGGCAAUAGGCCUGGCAGUGGGUCUCAAUCAUCAUCUCCCCCCAGAACAUCCACGCCAGUGAAUUCACAUGAUUCUGGAGAAAUGGAUUCAGCAUCAGAAUCAGGUAAAGCCAAAGGUGCUUCGGUUGGGAAGGGAAGGGGAGGUUCCCAAGGUGCAGGAAGGGGCUCUUUCGUUUAUGGUGGGGCACAGGUAAUGGGCACCACUGGAAAUGUGGCUGUUAGUCAUGGAGAUCCAAACUUCCCAGCCUUCUUGCCAGUCAUGCAAUUUGGGGGCCAGCAUCCUGGUGGUAUGGGAGUUCCUGCUGUUGGCAUGGCAUUCCCUGGAUACGUUGGUCAGCCUCAACUUGGUUUGGGAAAGUCUGAAAUGACAUGGCUACCAGUGUUGGCUGGUCCUGCAGGAGCUUUAGGGGCUACAUACCCAUUCCUUCCUGUUGAUGGUGCAAGCAGUCGACAAUCUGGACAGGCCUCUGCAAUGAGUACUUCAAGCAAGGAACAUAAUGAUAAAGCUAAUAAUGAAUUGAAGCCACCUCAGAGAUCUGAGCUUGCAAGUGAUGAGUUUGGACAGCGGCAGAAUAAACCCCGAAGAUAUUCAGAGAUGAAUUUUGGUCAGUGAAUAGGGUGCAGCUUGUUUGAAAUUUGAAAUAAGCAGAUGAAGGCCUUUCUCCUGGCCCUUUGUUCUCUAGCUUUUGAUCUGGAGCACUUUGGGCUACAAUAAGUUUUCAGAUUUUUUUAGUUAUAUAAUGCCUGCUCUUGCUGUUCACCAUAGUACAAGUUAUUGCAGCUUGAUGGGUGGUAGUUGCUUGUUUAAUUGUACGGUUUUUCUAGUGAAGCACAGGCAGGCUUCUCUAGAACUACGGAUAUAGAAAAAGGCCAUAGUUAUUAUUGUGCAGCAGCUGAUUGCAUCGUGGGUGAAAGAAAAGUUUCUCAUGUAAAGGGUUUUGUUAUGCAUCUGGUUUGACUAUGUGCUUAUAUCAAAUCUUAUAAGCAUACGAGACAUUUUUAAUGUAUUGUUCCUUUUUUCUUUUUUGUUCAAUUAUUUUAGCUAAACGGUUCUAUUUCCAAAUUUGUACACCUAUUUUGACUUGAAAGACUAUAGUUAGCUAUCAUACUAUCUACAGUUCUCCUGCAUUAUCAUACAAUUAUCAUUUCUAUUGCCUCAAGACUA
Messenger RNA from Glycine soja, 2848 nucleotides. RefSeq names its product protein MLN51 homolog. The coding region runs from base 347 to 2296 and encodes 649 amino acids. Gene Ontology annotation, molecular function: mRNA binding. The transcript has 12 exons. Gene Ontology annotation, biological process: mRNA processing. The record is from RefSeq and is a predicted model, not a curated record. Gene Ontology annotation, cellular component: exon-exon junction complex. Lineage: Eukaryota; Viridiplantae; Streptophyta; Magnoliopsida; Fabales; Fabaceae.